GUCGGGCGGCGCGGGCGCUGAGGUGGGGCCGCGCAUGCGCGCUGGCCGCUCUCCCCCUCCUUCCUCCUUCUCUCGGGCAGCGGCGGCGGCUGCAGCGGGGCCGCGCGGAGCCGUCUCCUCCCGCUCGCCAGGGCCCCCAGGCCGCGCUCCCAGCCGGAUAUGGCUCGUGGACAGCAGAAGAUUCAGUCGCAGCAGAAAAAUGCCAAAAAGCAAGCUGAGCAAAAAAAGAAGCAAGGACAUGAUCAGAAGGCUGCAGCCAAGGCUGCCUUGAUAUAUACCUGCACUGUCUGUAGGGUCAGAUACUGGAGAGCUGGCAGGGAGAGAAAGGAAGUCCUUCCAUUUCCAGUGAGCUCCAAGGGAGGAAACGAGCAGGAAAGCUCAAUGAAGCAUUCACCACUCAAGAGGAGGCUAGAACAGAGGAAUGGGAACAUCAGAGAGUACCAUCAAAAAAUGAAGCAGGCUCAGCAUGAUGUGCAAGAUAUAGGAGCUGACUGCAGGAAGAGCCAAGCACCUCUCACAUGCUGUGGCUCACUCUGAGAGGGAGGACAAACUUCUCCUGCAUCAAGAGAGAGUUGGAUGCUUGCCUUGAAAGCCAACUCUUCUUCUGCAAGAAGAACUCAAAAGUCAUCUGAGACUGCUUGACUUGGAUUGCUGUUAUCCCACCUGUACAAUAAGGGAGAACUGGAUGGGACGUGCAUGCUUGACUUCCAGGCAAGCUAACCUGAGACUCCAAGGUGUUAACCACAGCUUGUCAACUCUCUGGAGGUUAAUUCCUUUCCUUAAUCCUGUGUCAUCCCAAUGGAUUUGCCAGUGUGUCCUCUGAUAGCUGCAAAGCAGAAGGCUAAUGCCAGGGUUUAUAAAGGAAAGAAGGGAAAGCUUUUAUAACUGAUGUGGACAUGAUGAGUAUUUCAAUUGUGUUGAAAUCUUCUUUGUUUUAUUAUAAAAACAUAAUAUUGCUAAAUGACCAAUCUUGGAUGCAAUGACUCCAUGCUUAUUUUCUUAGUAUAUUUUCUUUUGCAUGUAACACUUCUGCAAAAGUAAAUGCUUACAGACUCCCU
This is a messenger RNA of Numida meleagris (helmeted guineafowl), 1058 nucleotides long. It is a transcript of the gene ZNF706, whose product is annotated as zinc finger protein 706. The transcript has 6 exons. The record is from RefSeq and is a predicted model, not a curated record. Lineage: Eukaryota; Metazoa; Chordata; Aves; Galliformes; Numididae. The coding region runs from base 160 to 537 and encodes 125 amino acids.